Molecule: messenger RNA, 753 nt
Organism: Cheilinus undulatus (humphead wrasse)
Lineage: Eukaryota; Metazoa; Chordata; Actinopteri; Labriformes; Labridae
Product: growth arrest-specific protein 1
Exons: 1
Coding region: 1-753 (250 amino acids)
Biological process (GO): regulation of cell cycle
Source: RefSeq, a predicted model, not a curated record
AUGAAAUGCUGGUGCAGCGCCCUGGCACUUCUCCCGUGGGUGCUGGUGGCCUUAGAUGCCCAGCUAAUCUGCUGGCAGGCGCUCCUCCGGUGCCACGAAGAGCCCGAGUGCGACCUCGCGUACAGUCAGUAUUUAGCAGCCUGUGAAGGUAACAUCAGAGGCACGAGGAAGCAGUGUCCCAGCCACUGCAUCAACGCGCUCAUACGCCUCAAUCACACGCGCAGCGGGCCUGACUUGGAGACCUGCGAUUGCGCACAGGACCUCGAGUGCCAGAGCGCCAAGCGAGCCAUCGAGCCGUGCCUCCCCCGCAGACACCCCAGCGACGCCGGGGGGAUCGGCUGCAUGGAAGCCCGGCAACGCUGCGAGGAGGACAGCAGCUGCCACACCUCCCUCACGGCUUACUUGUCGUACUGCGGCCAGCUGUUUAACGGCAGGAAGUGCUCCUCCAAGUGCAAAGCCACCAUCCAGCAGAUGCUCUUCAUCCCGAACGGCAUGCUGCUGAACCGCUGUGUUUGUGAUGGGGUCGAGAGGCCUUUCUGUGAAGUGGUCAAGGAGAACAUGAGCAAACUUUGCUCCAUAGGAGACAGCACUGUUAUUUCAGACCAGCCUGAUGUGGAUGACAUGUACGAGGAUGAAGACUAUGACCCGAAAAACGACAGAGAGGAGGUGUUUACUGACCAUUCCUCUGCUUCACAGGGGUCAGCCAGCUUCAUGACCCUCCUGUUUCUCUCCUUAGCAUGGAUAUUUUACUGA